This is a messenger RNA of Suillus subalutaceus, 786 nucleotides long. RefSeq lists its product as uncharacterized. Lineage: Eukaryota; Fungi; Basidiomycota; Agaricomycetes; Boletales; Suillaceae. Bases 1 to 786 code for a protein of 261 amino acids. The transcript has 2 exons. The record is from RefSeq and is a predicted model, not a curated record.
AUGUAUCAGGGUUUUUGGCUAAUAAGCCAGUUUGGAUAUAUCCUUCCCCCACUAACAGGUGCAUAUAAUGCAACUUCUACAUCAGUAUCAGCAGAUUCCGCCUGGUCCAAGCUAUGGAUAUUUUCCUUCCUACAAUCCAAGCAAAAAUGUCUAUCAUGCAUCCAUACAAUUGUCUCCUCUCCAUAUUUUACCCCUUCCUCUAUCGCUCAAACUGUCAAUGACUGUGCUGCUACUCUCCCAGCAGCAGAGUUCUCCAAACUCCUGCAACAGCCCAACAUCGAGGGUCACACAGCACUGUAUUGGGCGAUUGUAAAUAACCGGCGAGAAGCCCUUUGGGUGUUUAUGAACUUCAUUCCCAAAUUAUUGCCUGCUUCCUCCUCUGACUUGCGUCUUGCAUGCAUGAUGGUUAGCGACCACACAUUGUUCACACAACUGGAUGUAAGUGAAAAACUUAACCCCGAGGAUGACUCCUUGAGACACUUUUUGGGUUGUCCACUCGAUGAGAUUCAGGUACAAGAGCUGGAUAAUGGUUGCUUUAUUGCUUCUUUCCAGAUGAGGUCGUUCCAGAAACGCCUUCGUAUUACACUCGGAAUGGGCAUAGAAUUUGUUGCUAGGGGUAUGUGGUCUAUAUCAUUUAUCUUCCUCGCACUGAUAGGAAUAUGUUAUUCCCUGCAGGCCGUAUAUGGCUGUUAUGGUUUUAUUUGGGACCAGACAGGCAGUGGUAUGCAGAGUGCCUACUUGCAGAGCAUAGCUUGCCAGUACAAGGAAAUGUUGCAAUUCGGAUAG